This is a messenger RNA of Rhododendron vialii, 651 nucleotides long. RefSeq lists its product as uncharacterized. Lineage: Eukaryota; Viridiplantae; Streptophyta; Magnoliopsida; Ericales; Ericaceae. The transcript is spliced from 2 exons. The record is from RefSeq and is a predicted model, not a curated record. The coding region runs from base 265 to 609 and encodes 114 amino acids.
CCAAGUGGACGUGGAUUUUGGCCUUGUUGCGAAAUUCUCCGGUCUAGACCUCGUUGUGGAUGCCCAUUCGACAUCCCUGUCUCUCGAUGACGCCUCUCUUCGUCUUGGAUAUCUACCAUUGGGGAAAUCACUUUCAACGUGUCGAUAUCCUUUUUCUCACCUCUGUUCGACAAUAACACCAACGUUUCGAUUUUCUACUGCAAAAAGCUUCUUUCCACAACGGUCAUUUACUCUUUUCCUCACGAUGAGGCAGUCCGAGAAAAAAUGGGGAAAGCCAUUUUCCCUUGGUCGAGCGCCAAUGUCAAGACAUGGGUUUCGGACAAAAUGGCUAAGGAUUUCAAUUCGAGUGCUCCAGUUGAGUCCUUGUUCCCCGCGAAUGCGAUGGGGAGCCUUCAAUUGCCGAGAGAAGACGAACGUCGUGGAUCAGAAUUGGGUUCGAGACGAACGUCGUGGAUCAGUAUUAAGGCUCGGUAUGACGAUCCACCGAAAAGAGAUUGGGGUGAUGAAGCAUAUUACAGGAGUAAUAAGAUGCUGCCAAGAUGUCCGAAAAUAGAUCAUACGUACACUAAUCACGCUUUUACCAGUAGUAAGCAAGAAGAAAGUGCAUGAACGACGACGAUUUGAGCUUCAUACUUUGUACUGUUCAAGCUA